AUGAUCACGAAUACUAGAUCAUUUGAAAUUAAUAUGACCGUUUUAUCAAUUCGAUGUUUUCAAGAAUAAAAUUUCCAUGUGCUUGAACUGGAUCAAAAUACGUUUUUGUUGUAAAAUGUUAUACAGUACAUAGAAAAUAACGAUUGAAUGAUCAGCGAAGAUACCUACUUGAAUGCAAUUUUUAAUUUUUUCCAAAACCAAAACAUCAAUUAAUUUGUUUUCAAUUAAUUUUUGGUUUUGAGUAAGUCUAAAUGAAACAAGUGAAUAAAAUGAAAUUAUCAUGAAAAUGACCCCACGAAAGUCAUAAAGCAGAACACAAACCAAAUGUGUGUGGAUUUACUUCAAGCUCACUUCAAGUACAUGGAAAAUUUAUUUUUGAAGAAAUCAAAUUGACAAAAUAUUGAUGUGUUUAAUUAAGGUGAUUAUUAACCUCGAACGAUCUCGAAUUUGUGAUCAAGAGAUUGAAUUCCAAUUUAAUGACCCCCGCAAAUGCGAUUCUCCCUUUUAUUUGUUUAAAAUAGAGCAGGUUUCUGAUUGAAUCGAAUCUAAAAAUGGAUUCUUCAAGUUUGAAAAAUAAUGGAAAAAAUUAUCCAAUUUGUGACUAAUUUUCACAAAAAAAAAAAAAAAUGAAAAAAAAAAAGAUGUCAAGACUUGGUAAAAUUGAAAGGAAAACAAAGAAUUAAAAACUAAAACCAAUGUUGUAAAAAAAAAGGAAUUUCGUGUGAAUAGGUACACAGUGGUCAAUUGUUUUUUGUAUAAUUUUCCAUCAAUCAAUCAGUAAAUAGUUAUGUAGGACAGGAAUAUGGGCUAGUGGAGUUGAAUGUUAUUUUUUAUCAUUCCAUAAAAUGCUGUGAUGUUAGAAAUCUCUUAUAAUGAGGUGUUAUUUCUCUUAUUAUUAUCAAUUAUUUUUGAUGAAUAUCAAAGUUGCUUCCUACAAACUUGAAUGAAAAGCAAUAAUUGAUCAAAACUCAAAAACUUCAAAGUUCAAACGUAGAUAGAUAAGACAGUAUUAAAAAAAUAUGAAAAUAAUUAACUACUUCCCACUUCGCUGAGUUUCAAUUUUUAAAAUCGUACAUCUUGCGAUGAAUUGGUGAAAAAUUAAUUUUCUAAACGAUGCUGUCGCAAAUAAUUGUGAAAUGCGUGAAGCAUUUUAUUUCUUAAUUAUGCAUUCAUAUUUCAUGCUGCAGUUUGAAAAAAUUGGAAAAAUUUUAAUAGCAUAAAAAUAAAUAAAAACAUUCGAAGCAGCCAAUAAGCAAAAGGCAAAAAUGCGAAAACUCUCGCAAUCAGCAGGUGAUACAAAUUUUGUGGUGAGUAUUCAAAAUAGUAUGCGUUGAAAUCAGUUUCCCACUGCUGAUUGCGCAUGCGCCAAAGUACGCCGGUUUUCGUUUCGUAGCUAGUAGCUUAGCUACCUCGUUGCAUCUCUCUCACUCGCUUCUUUCUCUAGUUGGUCUAGUUUUAGUUCAGUUCGUGAUCUACUUUUGUUUCGGAAGGUGUCAUCGAGUAUGGGUUACGUUGGUUAUUGAGUAAAAAAGUAAUAAUUUGAAAUUCUCGAAGUUCGUAAUUGCGUGUAAAUGUGCAUAACUGUUGAUUUUCACUCGUAUUUGUGUUUUUCAUCUUGUGUGUCGUGUGAAUUCGAAUAAAAUGCUGAUGCGGCCGCCAUCUUAUACUUGUCCACCACCAAAUGAAGCGAAACCGCGUCUGGGUCUAGCAUUUCGUAGUGUCAAGCGAGGCUCUGAAGAAUUGCUAACGCACGGUACCGGCGCCGCAGUCAGUAAUGGAAACGCUAUCAGCACUCAUCCCGGACUCGUUGAUAAUAAUAAUGAUGCUAAAAAGGCUAAAUUGGAUAAAUCAGCCGGUAGACCGUCAAAAGUCAUACAUCUGCGGAAUAUCCCCAGCGAAGUUAGCGAAGCUGAAAUCAUUCACCUCGGCAUACCGUUCGGCCGGGUGACAAAUGUGCUUGUAUUAAAAGGAAAGAAUCAGGCGUUUUUAGAAAUGGCUGAUGAAUCGGCAGCUACAUCGAUGGUUAAUUAUUUUACGACGUGUACAGCUCAACUCAGAGGCAGAGCGGUCUAUGUGCAGUUUUCAAAUCACAAGGAAUUAAAAACCGAUCAAACACACAGUAACUCGAACGCUUCGGCUCAGGCAGCUCUUCAAGCCGCUCAGGCAUUAAGUGGCAACUCAGAUACCCAAGGUGGCCCGAAUACAGUACUCAGAGUGAUUAUCGAACAUAUGCUGUAUCCUAUUACGUUGGACGUUUUGCAUCAGAUAUUCUCAAGAUACGGAAACGUGCUAAAGAUAGUUACAUUUACCAAAAACAAUACUUUUCAAGUUCUUAUUCAGUAUCCAGAUGUUGUAUCGGCUCAGUCGGCUAAAUUGUCGCUGGAUGGUCAAAACAUCUACAAUUCGUGUUGCACGUUACGUAUAGAAUUCUCCAAAUUAACGAGCUUGAACGUUAAAUACAACAAUGAUAAAUCGAGAGAUUACACGAAUCCAACACUACCGAAUGGCGACACAGCAGCUCUGGAUGCCCUCGCACUGCCCGAUCAACUCUUACCGCAACUAUUUCUGGCCGGUGCAGCGACAGCCAAUCCAGCCGCACUUCAGGCAGCAGCCAGACGCUCAUUAGCUCAGAAUGAUCGAUUAGGUGGAGGUUGUUCGAAUCUUCCGUCACUGUUUUCCUCUUUGUCUAGUAUCAGCUCACAGAUAAAUAGUAAUCCUUUUCCAGGAUCUCCGACAGGAGGACUACCUUUAGGAAAUUUUCCAUUAACGAAUACCACAUCGAAUCUCCGUAUGCCAGGCCAAAUGGGAAGCACAUCUUGCGUUUUACUUGUUAGUAAUUUAAACGAAGAAAUGGUUUCACCUGAUGCUCUGUUUACCUUGUUCGGCGUGUACGGUGACGUGUUACGAGUGAAGAUCUUAUACAAUAAAAAAGAUUGCGCUUUAAUCCAAAUGGCAGAACCUCAACAAGCUCAGCUCGCCUUGCUACAUAUGGAUAAACUACGCCUGUUCGGUAAAGAAAUACGCGUUAUGCAAUCAAAAUAUCAAACCGUUCAGUUACCCAAAGAAGGCCAACCCGAUGCCGGCCUUACCAAAGAUUACACACUGUCUCCGCUCCAUCGUUUCAAGAAACCCGGCUCGAAAAAUUAUCAGAAUAUUUAUUCGCCUUCGGCUACGCUUCAUUUAUCUAACAUUCCACAAAAUGUCAGCGAAGAAGAAAUCAAGAACGCGUUCCAAAAGAAUGGCUUCGAAGUUAGAGAAUUCCGUUUCUUCCCUAAAGACAGAAGAAUGGCUUUGAUACAGUUGAAUUCCAUAGACGAUGCUGUAGCCGCACUAAUCAAAAUGCACGACUAUCAGCUCGGCGAGACUAGCAACCUGCGGGUGUCGUUUUCCAAGACCAAUAUACAUCCGGAAAAUAAAAUCCAGUAAUGGAUCGUUUGGUAGAGUGUGUCAAGAUGGCCUUCGCGCUGUUCCGCGCGUGUUGCCGAUACCGAUACCGAUGCCGCCGUGUCUCGACUGAUAUUGUAUAAAUACGUGUUGUUAUUUCUUAAUUGUAAUGAUAAUAUUAUAUAAAAAAUAAUAUCGAAAGAAGAGGAAAAUGAAAAUGAAAUUAUGAAAAAUGCACGCCAUUCGAGAUAGAGUGAGUUUGAAAAAAAAUCCCUUCUUUAUUUUAAUUUUUUUUUUUUUAAAUAUUGAAUCAAAUCGCUAACGCGGAUCAGCCAAUUUCCCCUCGGCCCCCUCGACGAGUUAACAUACCUAAUUAUUAUCUAGAGAAUCGUUAAGCGUGUUUUUAUUUUGUACAAAAUGAGAUCAUUCUUAUAUAAAUCCCAGUGUUGUUAUAAUUAUUACUGUUAUACAUUUUUUUUGUAUGUGAUCGUUGUGUUGUUGUUAGGGCGUAUGCAUAAAUCAAGUUUUUUUUUAUGUCGUAAUAAUAUUUCUCUUUUUUUUCUCUUUCGUUUUUGAAACGUAUCUCUUCAUUACGCUUUCCUCCAAACAUAAUUUUUCUGUGUUUAUAAGUAUUAUUACUCUUUGUAGUAUUUUCCUCCUUUUGAUUUUUUUUCCUUGUAUUUUAUUAUUCUUUAUUUUAAUUUUAAUUUUAAUUUUACUUUAUUUUACUCGAUUUUUUUUUUCAUUUUCAUGUUUUAGAGAAUCUUACGUGUCAAUUUUUUUGUACUCGGGUAUUUGAAUUUUGAGAGAUUUUUUAGUUUUUAUUUAUGAUUUUUUUUUCUCGAGUUCUUAUUUUGAACUUUGAUAAGUAUUGUUUUAUCGAUACACUCGCAGUCCUUUUUAUGUAUCUAAGUUGUCAACUUAAGCAUAUCUUAAGAUAUUUUAAAGAUUAGAUUUUAAUCGAUGAAUCAACUCAAAAUCCUCUAAAACGUGUCACAGCUUUAAAAUAAUCGUAUUUUUAUAUUAUAAUUUUUUUUCCUCUCAUAGACCUCCCAAGUCAUUUUUUAAAGAAUAGGUGUUAUUUUGAGAUUUAUUUUUUAUGUGGUAGUGGAGUGGAAAUUGUGGGGUGGAGUAGAGGGUUUUUAAAAGAUGGGUAUGUUGGAUUGAUAUGAAUUCAAAUACGUAAGAUGAUUUUGUUCGAUUUUAUUUCUUGAUUUAAGUAUCUUUCAACAUCGAUAAAAUAUUGAAAAAUUUUUUUAAUUUAUUAUAAUGUGAUUAAUUUUUUUGUUUGAGGGAUAAAAAAAAUAAAAAUAGAAAAAAACUUGAAAAUUUUGAAAAAAUGAAUGAAAAUUUUAUUUGAAAAAUUAGAUUUUUUUCUUCAAAUCUAUGAAUUAUUACAUUCUGAAUUUUCGAGUCGGUGGUCAUGAGACUAUAACCAUCCCCCUCCUUUCUCAAAAAAAUUUCCUAAUUUCAUAGAAUUUGUGAAAAAAAAUAUUUUUAAUGAAUUGAUCUCGUAAAUAAUGCAGCUAAAUACAAAACAAUUUUUGCAACAACUCUUGAAACAUGUUGCCAUCCUCACCCUCUCUUUUUCUACCCCCCUACCGUCCAUUAUAGUUGAUAGAAUCUAAGUUAUAAUCUUAUUAUAUUACCACAAUAACGACAGAACGACCUAAUCUGAUGGUUUUUAUCCGACGAGAAAUUCGUUCUUAAGAAAAAAGAAAAUAAUGGAUCAGAAAGGUGCUUGAAAUUUGCAAUUCGCGUUGAUUUUUUCCAACCCAAUAAAAAAGAAACAUAAACGCGCGACCUUUCUUAGUGUUUGGAAUUUUUUUUAAAUGUUAAGAUUAUUUUGAAAUUUUAAUUUUGUUGACCUAUAUAUUUAUUUAUAUACCUAUUUUACAUAUUAACUUUUUUUUAGUUGAAACACGUACUUACCUAUAUAAAUACGAAAUUGUGAUGUAGUUAAAUUAUCCAUCUCGUUCACUGAUGGUUUUUAAAUUGUUGUAUUUGUUAUAUCGUCAUAGAAUAUUUUAGGAAAAAAAAUAUCCAUGUUUCUUUAAAAUUCUUUUCCCUUUUUUUUUUCGUUAAUUCGUUUCGUUUUCGUUACUUUUAACUGUUCUGUUUUUUUAAAAUGUUAUUUCCGUUGUGUUUUUUUUUUUCGCACAAAAUGUUUUACGUACGUAAGUAUGUUUAUUCAAAAUAAUCUUUUAGUAAGAUCUGAUCCAUGGUCGAAGGAUUGCACAAUGUUUUUGCUUCGCGUAUACGUAUUUUUUUCUUGUUUUUAAUUACGUUUAUUAUUUUUUUUUUAUAAUUCUCGAUUUUUUGUUCGGCAUUUAUUACUCGUUUCUUUAUCAUUCCUUAUUACUUUUUUUUUGCGUGUGUUUCUUUUUUCUUCUAUUCUUUUUUUUUAAUGCAGUAUUAUUUUAUGUAGUUUAAUUUUACGUAUACGUAGGCCAGUUAAAUAUAGACGUUCUUUUUUA
This is a messenger RNA of Planococcus citri (citrus mealybug), 5861 nucleotides long. RefSeq names its product polypyrimidine tract-binding protein 1 heph (gene heph). Gene Ontology annotation, biological process: regulation of RNA splicing; mRNA processing. The coding region runs from base 1642 to 3426 and encodes 594 amino acids. Gene Ontology annotation, cellular component: nucleus. The record is from RefSeq and is a predicted model, not a curated record. The transcript is spliced from 16 exons. Gene Ontology annotation, molecular function: mRNA binding. NCBI's taxonomy places the organism in Eukaryota, Metazoa, Arthropoda, Insecta, Hemiptera, Pseudococcidae.